AUCUAUGCAAAAAUUUGCAGGCUCUACUAUUCCCAUCAUAAUUUCUAAACUUCACACUAAAGCUUCUUGUUCUUUAGCUUAGUUCCUCUUCUAUGCCAAUCACAACACUUGGUUACACGAACCCACCUAAAGUUUCGGUCAAUUACAUGCGGAAAAAAUCUUUUUUGACAGAUUGAACAAUCCAAAGAUGGGAUUUUCAACUUUGGACUUGGGUUCCCAUAUUUUUGUCGGAAAUUGUCAUGGAAAGUAUGUGAAGUUCCAAUAUUUUAAUGAAAUAGGAAGAAACACCCUUAGUUUCAAGCUUCCCGACUCUCGGCGUGUCUCAACAAGACCACUCUCAAGCAAGUUUGAGUCAAUUGAAUUCGAAGAAAGAACAAGCCCAGCUGAGGUCAAAAAAGAAAUAGAACUAUGCUAUGAACUCAUACGCAGACUGGGGAAGGGAGUAGUGUAUUUGGGUUCAUCAAGGAUGGGACCUGGUCAUUCACAUUACUCACAAACACUAGAAUUGGGAAGAGAGAUUGCAACUCUUUUGGACUGUACAACUUGGUCAGGAGCUGGUCCGGGGCUAAUGGAUGCUGCUACCAAAGGUGCUAUAGAAGCAGGAAAACCAGUUGGAGGAUUUAAGAUUGGUAAAGAAGCUGGGGAAUGGACUACAUCAAAGUUCCAUCCAUACCUACCAUCAGAAGCAUAUCUAACUUGCAGGUUUUUCUCUGCUAGGAAACAUGGUUUGGUGGAUGCUGCUUUGAGAAGGAGUAUUACAGACCGAACUGCUGUUGUUGCCCUUCCUGGUGGAAUUGGGACUCUAGAUGAAAUGUUUGAGAUAUUAGCAUUGAUUCAACUGGAGCGAAUCGGGUCAGAGCAUCCAGUUCCAUUCUUGCUCAUGAAUUAUGAUUCCUUCUAUUUGAAGCUGUUGGAUUUUCUUGAAGAUUGCAAGGACUGGGGUACUGUCUUCAAUGGAGAGGUUGCAUCUUUAUGGAAGGUUUGCAAUAGCAACUCUGAGGCUUUAGCUUAUUUAUCCGAAUUUUAUAACAUGACUAUUGGUGAUAAAGAUAUUUAUGAAACGGAAUCGACAAGUGGGCGUGGCACUAUUUGUUGAUAGGAUUUGGAAUUUCUCUACUCGUUGCAAAAAAAUCGUUCUGCAACUAAUGCUCAGCUGAUAUCUCAAACUGUUGUAGACUCCAUAAGUAAUUGGAUCUGGUUAGUGGAAUACGCUUAUUUUGUUUUGAAUAAUACAUAAUAAUAUAUUAAUUACUAUCCGUACUGUUACUUUAUAUCUGACUUCCAAGACUUGAUAUUUUCGUUUU
Molecule: messenger RNA, 1304 nt
Organism: Humulus lupulus (European hop)
Lineage: Eukaryota; Viridiplantae; Streptophyta; Magnoliopsida; Rosales; Cannabaceae
Product: probable cytokinin riboside 5'-monophosphate phosphoribohydrolase LOGL2
Exons: 4
Coding region: 188-1096 (302 amino acids)
Source: RefSeq, a predicted model, not a curated record